This is a messenger RNA of Megalops cyprinoides (Indo-Pacific tarpon), 2982 nucleotides long. RefSeq names its product transportin-2-like. Gene Ontology annotation, biological process: protein import into nucleus. The transcript has 25 exons. The coding region runs from base 165 to 2840 and encodes 891 amino acids. Lineage: Eukaryota; Metazoa; Chordata; Actinopteri; Elopiformes; Megalopidae. Gene Ontology annotation, molecular function: small GTPase binding; nuclear import signal receptor activity. Gene Ontology annotation, cellular component: nucleus; cytoplasm. The record is from RefSeq and is a predicted model, not a curated record.
GUAGUGUAGCACGGGAGCGAGCACGAGAAAGCGGCUGUUGCUAACUGAGAGAAACAGUGGAAUCGCAAUAACGGCCUCCGCUCGUAACAAUCACCGCUAAUUAAUCACAAUUCAGACGCGACGACGAAAAGGGAGCAGGCACUUGACUUAUUUCAGAGCCCAAGAUGGAGUGGCAGCCGGACGAACAGGGACUCCAGCAGGUCCUCCAGCUCCUGAAGGACUCGCAGUCUCCAAACACGGCCACGCAGAGAGCGGUGCAACAAAAACUGGAACAGCUCAACCAGUAUCCCGACUUCAACAACUAUCUCAUUUUUGUCCUCACAAGGCUGAAAACUGAAGGUAGAGACGAGCCCACUCGCUCUCUCAGCGGUCUGAUUCUGAAGAACAAUGUGAAGGCGCACUACCAGAACUUCCCCCCGGCUGUGGCCGACUUCAUCAAGCAGGAGUGUCUGAACAACAUCGGGGAUCCAUCCCCCCUCAUCCGCGCCACCAUCGGUAUCCUAAUCACAACCAUCGCCUCCAAAGGGGAGCUGCAGACGUGGCCGGAGCUGCUGCCUCAGCUCUGCAACCUGCUCAACUCUGAGGACUACAACACCUGUGAGGGCUCCUUCGGCGCCCUGCAGAAGAUCUGCGAGGACUCCUCCGAGCUCCUGGACAGCGACGCACUCAACCGCCCCCUCAACAUCAUGAUCCCCAAAUUCCUGCAGUUCUUCAAGCACUGCAGCCCCAAGAUCAGAUCUCAUGCCAUCGCCUGUGUGAACCAGUUCAUCAUCGGCAGGGCGCAGGCCCUGAUGGACAACAUCGACACCUUCAUCGAGAGCCUGUUUGCGCUGGCUGCAGACGAGGACUCGGAGGUGAGGAAGAACGUGUGCCGUGCGCUGGUCAUGCUGCUGGAGGUUCGGAUCGACAGGCUCAUCCCGCACAUGCACAGCAUCAUCCAGUACAUGCUGCAGCGCACGCAGGAUCCCGAUGAGAACGUGGCUCUGGAGGCCUGUGAGUUCUGGCUCACCCUGGCAGAGCAGCCCAUCUGCAAGGAGGUUCUGUCAGGACACCUGGUGCAGCUCAUUCCUAUCCUGGUGAAUGGAAUGAAGUACUCUGAGAUUGACAUCAUCUUGUUAAAGGGUGAUGUGGAGGAGGACGAGGCAGUGCCGGACAGCGAGCAGGACAUCAAGCCGCGCUUCCACAAGUCCCGCACAGUCACCCUGCAGCACGAAGGCGGCGGGGGAGAGGAGGGGGAGGACAUCGACGAGGACGAGGAUGACGAUGACGACACGCUGUCCGACUGGAACCUGCGUAAGUGCUCGGCAGCCGCCCUGGACGUCUUGGCCAACGUGUUUCGGGAUGAGCUCCUGCCCCACCUGCUCCCCCUGCUGAAGGGGCUACUCUUCCACCCCGACUGGGUCAUCAAGGAGUCCGGGAUCCUGGUGCUGGGUGCCAUCGCUGAGGGCUGCAUGCAGGGCAUGGUGCCCUACCUCCCGGAGCUCAUCCCCCACCUCAUCCAGUGCCUGUGUGAUAAGAAGGCGCUGGUGCGCUCCAUCGCCUGCUGGACGCUCAGCCGCUACGCCCACUGGGUGGUCAGCCAGCCGCCCGACUCCCACCUCAAGCCCCUGAUGACCGAGCUGCUUAAGAGGAUCCUGGACGGGAACAAGAGGGUGCAGGAGGCCGCCUGCAGUGCGUUUGCCACCCUGGAGGAGGAGGCCUGCACGGAGCUGGUCCCGUACCUCAGCUUCAUCCUGGACACGCUGGUGUUCGCCUUCGGGAAGUACCAGCACAAGAACCUGCUCAUCCUGUACGAUGCCAUUGGCACGCUGGCCGACUCCGUGGGACACCACCUCAACCAGCCGGAAUACAUCCAGAAACUGAUGCCCCCUCUCAUUCAGAAAUGGAAUGAACUGAAGGAUGAGGACAAGGACCUGUUCCCUUUGCUGGAGUGCCUGUCCUCGGUGGCCACGGCCCUGCAGAGCGGCUUCCUGCCUUACUGUGAGCCUGUGUACCAGCGCUGCGUGACGCUGGUGCAGAAGACCCUGGCACAGGCCAUGAUGUACAACCAGCACCCCGACCAGUACGAGGCCCCCGACAAGGACUUCAUGAUCGUGGCCCUGGACCUGCUGAGUGGACUGGCCGAGGGGCUGGGGGGCCAUGUGGACCAGCUGGUCGCCCGCAGCAACAUCAUGACCCUGCUCUUCCAGUGCAUGCAGGACACCAUGCCAGAGGUGAGGCAGAGCUCGUUUGCACUGCUGGGAGAUCUGACCAAGGCCUGCUUCCCUCACGUCAAGCCCUGCAUUGCGGAGUUCAUGCCCAUCCUGGGCACCAACCUUAACCCGGAGUUCAUCUCCGUGUGCAACAACGCCACCUGGGCCAUCGGAGAGAUCUCCAUGCAGAUGGGAGCGGAGAUGCAGCCCUAUAUUGGGCUUGUGCUUAGCAACCUGGUGGAGAUCAUUAACAGACCCAACACACCCAAAACCCUACUGGAAAACACAGCCAUUACGAUUGGACGGCUGGGCUACGUGUGUCCACAGGAGGUGGCUCCCAUGCUGCCGCAGUUUAUCCGGCCCUGGUGUACAUCAUUAAGGAACAUCCGAGACAAUGAGGAGAAGGACUCCGCCUUCCGUGGAAUCUGCAUGAUGAUCGGGGUCAACCCUGGGGGGGUGGUGCAGGACUUCAUCUUCUUCUGCGAUGCUGUGGCCUCCUGGGUCAGCCCCAAGGACGACCUGAGAGACAUGUUCUACAAGAUCCUCCACGGCUUCAAGGACCAGGUCGGGGAGGAAAACUGGCAGCAGUUCUCAGAGCAGUUCCCCCCCUUGCUGAAAGAGAGGCUGUCGGCCUGCUACGGGGUGUAGUCCCCUCGUUACCCCUGGACGGGACACCGUGUCAGGUGUAUCUAUGGGAGGGUUACUGGGAAACUCAUCCAGCUCUAUGUAUUGCACUGCCCUGAUCAUGGGGGAGAGGGACGCCAUUGGCCCGCCCCUCUGGACACGCCCC